Platichthys flesus (European flounder) is the source of this 6472-nucleotide messenger RNA. It is a transcript of the gene gabrzb, whose product is annotated as gamma-aminobutyric acid receptor subunit pi. Lineage: Eukaryota; Metazoa; Chordata; Actinopteri; Pleuronectiformes; Pleuronectidae. Bases 194 to 1576 code for a protein of 460 amino acids. The record is from RefSeq and is a predicted model, not a curated record. Gene Ontology annotation, cellular component: synapse; GABA-A receptor complex; membrane. Gene Ontology annotation, molecular function: extracellular ligand-gated monoatomic ion channel activity; neurotransmitter receptor activity; GABA-A receptor activity. Gene Ontology annotation, biological process: signal transduction; regulation of membrane potential; monoatomic ion transmembrane transport. The transcript has 10 exons.
GCGGACCAGCGGGCGCUGUCUUUUUAAGAUAAACCUGGAUGGAAGUGUAGAUCACAGCCGCUGCGAUCUGACGGAGAACUCCUAUCGGCACCGGACUCUGUCUUUCCCAGGAUGCGCAUACGUGUGUGACAGGCUCUCUGCAAUCACCGGUUCCAGAUAAACUCCUCUUAGUGUCUCCACUCCUUCAGCAGCCAUGGCAAUCUCAGCAUCAGGACGGACCAUGUUCUCCAUUCUCCUCAUUAGCAGGUUGUUAGAGAGCUCAUUGAUCAACGCAGAAGUGAAGGAAGGAGAGAUUCUGCCUCCUACCAUUCAUAAGCUGAUGAAAGGAUACAACAAGUACCUCAGGCCUUUCUUUGACAAUGGUCCAGUAACAGUGGGCAUGAGCUUGGAUAUCGCAAGCAUUGAUACGAUCUCUGAGAUCAAUAUGGACUACACCGCCACCAUCUUCCUCCGCCAGCGCUGGACAGAUGAGCGUUUGAUAUUCGAGGGCAACAAGAGCCUCAGCCUGGACGGGCGGCUCGUGGAGCUCCUCUGGGUCCCCGACACCUUUAUCGUGGACUCCAAAAAGUCCUUCCUACAUGACAUCACCGUCGAGAACAGACUGAUCCGCAUCUUCCCCAAUGGAACCGUUCUGUAUGCUCUAAGGAUUACGACCACUGUUGCAUGCAACAUGGAUCUGACCAAGUAUCCGAUGGACAAGCAGACCUGCACGUUACAACUGGAGAGCUGGGGUUAUAAUAUUAAUGAUGUUGAGUUCUACUGGACCAGAGGAAAUGCGUCCGUCAGUGGUUUGGAUACCCUGCAGCUGGCUCAGUACACAGUGGAGGAUUACUACACAUCUGUCUCAGAAGCCAUCUAUGAAACCGGCCAGUACCCCAAGUUGGUUUUCCACUUUGAGCUGAAGAGGAGCAUUCUGUACUUCAUCCUGGAGACCUACGUCCCCUCCAGCCUGCUGGUGGUCCUCUCUUGGGUUUCCUUUUGGAUCUCUCUGUCCUCCGUUCCAGCAAGAGUUUGUAUCGGAGUGACCACAGUGCUGACCAUGACCACUCUGAUGAUGGGAGCCCGGACGUCACUGCCCAAUGCCAACUGCUUUAUCAAGGCCAUCGAUGUUUACUUGGGAAUCUGCUUCAGCUUUAUCUUUGGCGCGCUCAUUGAGUACGCCGUUGCCCACUUCUGCACCCUCUCACACAUGGAUGCACACAUGCUCAUGUACCGCCACCAAAUGCAUGACUUUGACGAUGACAUGAACGGCAUCAUCACCACCAUCUCCACGCAUGCCAGCAGAGCCAAAAAACGUAAGGAGCCUGCCGCGACUCCCUCCACAGCCCCUAACUCCACAGAGCUCACUGUCAGACCCUCCAGCCCUUCGGGCAGCGAGCCAAUGCCUGAGGCGUCGCCACCGAAGCCCGGCAACUGGUGCCUCACUGCUCUGGCCACCGUUCGUAAAGUGCUCGGCUCCAUAAACUGCUGUCAUAUAGAGAACCCACACCACAUAGACAACUACUCAAGAGUCACCUUCCCCCUGUCUUUCGUCAUGGUCAAUCUGCUCUACUGGACAUAUUAUCUGUACUUCUAGCAGUUGCUUGAGUACGGCAUGUGUCCAAUAGAGCGUCAGACAGAGAGCGUAUGUAGACAAGAAGUGUUGUUUACUCUUGUUUCAUUAAGAUGAGUGUGUAUUAUUUCCGUUUGGAUUCAUGAGCAAAGUAGAUUAAAGCUCCAUUUUUAUUAUAAGAUACUCAAAUAACUAUUGGUUUCAUUUCAUACACCUUGAUUUAUUAACAACAGCGGACCUAUCUGGCAUUGACUGGCAAGAUUUCAUCAAUUCUGAUACAAACCUUGAGAUGAAAGAUCAUCAGUGACCAAAAAAAGCAUGGCCAGUCUGCAUCUCUCCUGCAAUGGUACAUUUAUUGUGCAGGUUGUUACCAUCUGGGCAAGAGAGAAUGGAGCAGUUAUUCAAAGCUCUUUCACCAAAGCUGCUAGCAUUCUAGUGUGCGAGCAAAUGCCUGCCUCAUUUUUUACAGUUUAUUUUUCAUUUCUGCCACCAGAUACAGCAUUCAAAAUGGAAAAGGAAAAAUAAUGGGUUGGGGAAGUGAUGUAAAAAAUAUGGUUAUUAUAAAGGUGGUGGCCUUUGACCCAUUUCCUUGUAUUCUAGAAACUUUGCCAACAUGAUUAAUAUUGUGGACAUUUUCCACUUGUUUUUCCAUUUCCAUUUGAGUUCUAAGCCUGGAACCACUACCAGAUAAAUGAGCAUAAAAUGAGCAUAAAACAUUUAAAUCGGCGCAAAAAAUGUUUUGGUAAACUAAAAAACGACUGUACAUAAUUAUUUUAGGCGUCAAUAAACUAAGAAUCCCAUAAAUCAUUGCAAAUAAUUGCUGUCCAACAAUUUCCAGUGCGCUUCUUCAGGAUGUUUACUAACGAAACCACGGCUCUAUUUCAGUGACAUAAAGAGAUUUGAGUUAUCACCGGUGCCAGACAUUGAACAACUAGCUCUCAUUAGCUCGAGCACCAACAAGGAAAAAGUGAUUCUUAAACUAGACUUUGAGGGUCCACGGCAGCUAGGCAGGUGCAAUAGAUGCACAAAAGAUACACCUGGAUGGACGGGUACCAUAUUAUAGUGAAAUAUAUGUAUGUGUAUGAUCUUUCUUCCUUUUGAGGUGCAAGUCGUGUUUCUCACUGUGCUUUUGCAACACAUAAAUCAGUAGCCAGACCUAGAUGUGUUAGACAUUGUAGAGUGAUUUGAAUAUGAAUGAAAUGGCCAAAAUAUUUCAACAGUGUGUCAUCAUCUGUGCAUUAUCAAAAUGGUAAAAUGUCUGGAUACGCUACAACUGAGGUGGCAUAUCACUCGUUCCCUCAGUAUUUGGAUGUGAAUGUCUGUGAGUGAGUGCGUUCAUGAUCAAGUUACACCAUUGUUUGGCCAAUUGUGUUACGGGAGUUCCUUAAUUGGCUGCUUUUAAGCACAUAACCUAAUUUUGAAAGGGAUACAUGUUUUUUUCAAUUACUACGUAGCAUUAUUAUAACAACUGUUUAUUUACCAAUAUGACGUUGCAAGUUCAAAUUCAUUCCUUUACUUGCCAAGUGUUGUCUCCAACAGUGAAAAGCAAUACCAAUUUUACUUCUUGUUUUUUUUUUCAGUUUCUCUGCCUUGUAAUAGUUGUUUCUACUGAAGUUAGCAUGCUAAUUAGCUAGCCCCAUCUGGCCCGUCUUGUCUCUUUCUGAUAGUGAGUCAAAGUGCAGGCCAGAGGGUGCAGGCCUACAAUAUAUUGUCCUGUAAACACAACAUUAGGGUGAAGCUCUUGGCAAGUGUCCAUCACAAACUACCUACCACAUUCAGUGGAGGACAAAGCUUAUAUAAAUACAUUUUUUGACAUUCAGGUGAUUGAGUAGGUUUGUUGCCAGUGACGUGAGCCUAAGAACCAAAGAUUCCAGUUUAAUUUCAGCAAUCCUCAUGGUUUCACUUCAGUUCUUUAACAAUGACAUUUUGAUUGCAUUACCAAAUGGUAAUAUCAUAAUUGAAAAUUCUGUAAUAGCAUGCAGUCAACGAGCACAUGAAGAUGACAAUACAUUUUCAGAUGGAAAAACAGGGUUGAGUUGAACAACAGAGAUGCAUGUUUAAUUAUUGCUGUAUUCAAUAGUUCUGUUACAUAGUCUCCCUCAUUUAAAUGGAUCCUGAACUGAACUGACCACUCUGUUUAGGCCUAAAGCAAAUGUUCCACUUUCAACAAUUUUGAUAAUGAUGCAAGCUGGUAUCUAUUUAUGCUCCACUGCCUUUUAAAAUGUUUCAAUUCAUAAUUUAGCUGCAUUGAUUUUAAUAUUUUAAUCUGUUUUUAAAUAUGCCAUCAUUUACCAAACUUUUUUGGACUUUUCUCUUUGCCUGCAGAUAUAUCAGGAUUUCCUUUUGUUUCUGUUCUUCCUGCAUGAUUAUUGAGUGUAACUUUAGUUUCUUCAGCUUUGAUUUUCAUUUGGUUCAACAUGAUAGCGGAAAAUCAUAAAAUGCUUAGCUGAGGCUAUAGAAAAGGAUAAAAAAACUUUGAUUGAUAGUGAUGCUACUUUGGGGUCUCAUCUGGGUCCAAGAGUGCAGGACGUUGGAACGUCUGUUCUCAUUUUCAGUUAUUUGAACUUUAUUCUUUGAAAGGAUGAGUGUUCAUGACAGUUAUUCAUUUGCCACUGACUGAGCUGUGUCUGCUCUGUGGAUGUCGGUGAGCACUGACCAGCUGUAAAGGCAAAUGUGAUAAAACACAAACUGUCAGGUUUUAUAUAAUAUUGUACCACCAUUGUAGUUUUGAUAGUUAAUCUUCUCAGUAAAUUGUACAAGACACGAAUGCCGUUAUGGAGCCAAAGAACCACAAGAGAGAAACCACCACAGCUUCCUCUCAGUCUGAAUGCAAAUAGAACGUUUUUGUGAUGGAGAUGAUCCAUUCAAAAGGCCCAAAAUGCCAAUUCCCCCUACGGCUCCAGAGUCACAACUGCAUUAUAAGGGCUGCUUUGGUCUGAGUGGGCAGCAUUUUGGAUGACCAUUGAUAACCCAAGGUAGGUGCGAACAUUACAGAAAUAAAGCUAUACAUUGGAAACAUUAUGGGCAACAUUGCCUGGACAUAUAUCAAGCAACUUUACAGCAACUUUGGGCAAACAGAUAAUAGCAGAAAAUGAUGGACUGUCCUUUUCUUUUCCUGUUGUGAGACGUGUGAAGUAAUGCCUCAAGGUGAUAAUGGCUACCGACCUCACAGUUCCUUGGACUUCAUCUUUAUGUGAAAUGUAUUUAUAUACUGUAAUACCAUGUUAAAAUAGGCAUCGGUUUGCUUAAACUGUUGUAAAUAAAUAGUAACACUAUGCAUGUUUAUCCGGUGUAUGAAUAUGAAUGGUAGCAAUAAAAGAAGUUUAACGUGUGUGUUGUCCACACUUUAUACAUUGAAUUUACUGGUGAUCAUAAUUCAGCAAAGCAGAAGGAAAAUUUGGCAAAUGUACAAAUGUUGAAUUGCAGGUGCAGCAGACAGACUAGCUAGCGUGCAGACAUACACGUGUGUGCAUGUAUGUGCGUUUGGCAGAUGUUAGGGCAGCAGUGUCAUGUUGGGAGGAUGGAGAAUGUGAGUCUUAAUUCCCUGCAGCAAAAUUAACUCUGAGUCAGUAGAAUGUUGUGUCAGGAAUUUAUCUGAGGUCUUCUUAUAGCACGCACGUGCGCAUACACACACACUCAAGUAUGUAUACCAGAAUGUUUAUGGUUAAAAUGUAAUAUUCUGUAAUUUCUGUCAAAGAUGCAUAACCUUGAUCUCAAGUGAAAAAAAAAAAAUAACCCCAAAUUAUUACAUUUUAAAUAAAUCUAUUUAUUGGGUUGGUUGGAAAAAAAUGUAACCAUUGCAACUGAUUCCAGCUCUGAAGAAGGCCUAUCUAUUUGUAUUUUGUGUUUUUAGUCAGUCUGACUGAUAUUAAGUGUUGAUACUGAAUAAAGUUUACAUAUCCUGUUGAUAUACAGACUGUGUACAUUGUAUUAAUCAAACGAUAUUUUAAUGAGCACCAAUUGUGUAUAAUUUACUAACUCAGCUUGGAUAAUAUAAUAUAACGAUAUGAUAAAUAAGAUCCUAACAAGAACGAAUGUGACAUACACGUGUAAUUCUCUUAUUGUAAAGACUCUUAUUGUAAAGAUUCUCUUAUUGCCCUCCUUCUUUGACCUUCCUAAAAAAACUAUGCCACAAACACUUAAUGUACAGGCUUUAAUGGUUUGAUUAUAGUGUCUCACUAUGUAUGGUGCUGUGCUGACAUUUCAGUUUUAGUUCACAUGUUUUGUAUUGAUAAGGUUUGGAUCCCUAAAUCUACGGCUUCUUAACCACUUCCCUUACCACAGCACCACAAUAAUUGAAACGUAUUUACUCAGACCCCAGGCUGAGCUACUUGGCAGUGACCUUUUCGUACUCACAACAUACUAAAAAUGCACAAAAUGUAAAUGUAAAGGCAAUUUUCGAAAAUAAUGUGAGCCAUGCAUCCCUGUGAAAGCUUCACUACUUUAGACCAAUGUCACACAAAAUACAAUCAAUAUCACUUUGUCUCUAUCUGAUUGUGCUAUGAUCUUUACACUUGGAAAAUGUCUGCACUAAUGUGUUGUGCUACAGAAGUAUUGGGGCAUAUCACAGCUUUCAACAUGUUCUGGUUUCUGCUGAGGGAAAAACAUAGACCGCAUCAUCCUUCAAUUUCAAACAACACAAUAUUAGUUCUUAUAAAUGAAGACCCUAACCCUAAAUAAAUAAUGGUUUGCUAUUUUUUGGAAGAUUACAUAAUACAUAUUUUAUUUGCUUUGUGUGCAUGUACUGUUUGAUUUGUAAAUAAAAGAUAAUAUUAUUAAAUCCGAGGGCAAAUUGGUCAACUACCUUCAUGGACUACUCUAAUGUUGCUGAAAACCAGUAGGCCUAUGUACAGUAGAAUAUGAGAAAACAGUGAUGUAAAACCUACAUUCACAGUCUGUAACAGUACGUGUUGUAACGUG